Molecule: messenger RNA, 3983 nt
Organism: Frankliniella occidentalis (western flower thrips)
Lineage: Eukaryota; Metazoa; Arthropoda; Insecta; Thysanoptera; Thripidae
Exons: 8
Coding region: 985-3621 (878 amino acids)
Biological process (GO): transmembrane transport; monocarboxylic acid transport
Molecular function (GO): monocarboxylic acid transmembrane transporter activity
Source: RefSeq, a predicted model, not a curated record
AUCGCGGCUAGGCCUGGCCACCCCGCAGUUCGCCUAACUCGGACAGGAAAGGGCAGUGCAGUGCGCCGUCGUGCCGGGCUCCUGCAGGACGGGCCGCCUGGUGCGCCCUGCGCCCCCGUGCCCGGGCACCUGCUGCACGCGCGGCCCCGCCGCAGCCCACGAGGUCCUCGCCAGCCAGGACGUCCGCGGGGCGAGCCGCUGGGAGAGCUGCCUCGACUGGACUGGACCGCGCAGAAGGCAGAGCCGCCAUGCCCAAGCUGGCGGUCGGCGGACAUGGCUGAUGACGAGGAUGGAGACGACGUGGACCUGCGGCCGCCUCGCGCCGAGAGGGCGUCCCGGUGGUCCCGGUGCAGCGGGCCGCUGCCUCCUCCGCGCCAAGCCGUGGCUCAUGCGUGCGGGAUUGGUGCCUAUUAGGCCUGAUAUGGAUUAGGGCCUGUGAACGACCGGGAGCGGGGCGCAGCGACGUGAGCGAUGUGGUGACGAAGUAACCGCGUGACGCAGUCGUGCCCGCCGCCCGCGUGUGGUGCGUAACGGGCGUGACACGAGUGCAUCGGCCAAGCCCUGGGCGGGAGCGUGACAACGAGACGAAGAGCGUGAUCUGGUCGUGACGACGGGUUGCGUCAGCGACGUCAACGGUGUCAGCAGACGGCGCCAUUUCAUGAGACAAGUGCAGCGGCUGCGGGCGCGCGCGGGCCUACAACACCACAGCGGUGUCACACUACAGAUUUAUCAGCCCGUUCUUCCCUCGUCCUCCUGGCGCGGAGGGCGCCUCCUCGUGAGAAGUAAGUCCCCCCCUGGUCUCUGCCCAGAGCGUCCUCGGCGCCAAGCUCCGUCGUGCGUCCUCGGCGGCCCGCAGACCCGGCGGCGCGCCGCUCCCCAGUGAGUGUUCCAUAAGGACGGCGACUGCAUCCUGCUCGAGGACGACGACGAGGAUGAGAAGGAGGAGCCUCGCAGAGCAGGGUCGAGCCGCCCGCGCCCGGAGCCAUGAUGGCUGAGGAUGGCGCGCCGCGCCACGCCAGCACGCUGUCCUCCCUCAACAUAGUCCACGAGCACAACAAGCUGAACGCCCGCACCGCCCGCACGCGCGUGCACGAGUUCCCCUUGCGGAAGCAAGGGGCAGUGAUCUCCCUCUCAAGUAGCCGGGAACGGGAUGUCGUCUCCGGAGACACGACGGUCGACGGGGAGUCGCGCAGAGAGCCCCACGAGCGAGCCAGGAAGGUGCGCAAGAUCAGCAGCUUGUCCGUGCCAGAGGGGAAGGACGCCAAGGACGCCCUGGUGCUGCUGCACAACGGGAACCACGGCGAUGGAAACUGCUACCUGGCCGAGGACUGCGCCGAAGAGGAUGACGACGACGAGGAGGACGUGGAGGACGGCGACGAGGACACGGACGUUGUCGUCGUGGAAGGCGUGGAUGAGACGGCAGGACGCCGCGUCCCCGACGGCGGCUGGGGAUGGGCCGUCGUUGCCGCCGCCUUCUUUAUCAACAUGGCCAGCGACGGCAUCUCCUUCUCCUUCGGACUGCUCUACAUCGAGUUCCUGCGGUACUUUGGCCAGAGCCGCAGUGACACGGCGUGGAUCGGCAGCCUGUUCAUGGCCGUUCCGAUGCUCACCGGACCGGUGGCCAGCGCCAUGGUGGACAGGUACGGCUGCCGCGCGAUGACGAUCGUCGGGGGCGUGAUCUCGGCCAUCGGCUUCGUGAUCGCGUCCUCGGCGUCCACCAUCGGCCAGAUGUACCUGACCUUCGGCGUCCUGGCGGGCCUGGGCCUGGGCCUCUGCUUCAUCACCGCCGUUGUCAGCAUCGCCUUCUGGUUCGAGCGGAAGCGCACGCUCGCCAUGAGUCUGGGCGCGGCGGGGACGGGCUUCGGCACCUUCAUCUACGCCCCCAUGACCAACUACUGCAUCUCGGAGUACGGCUGGCGCGGCACGGUGCUCCUGCUCGCCGGCACCUUCCUCAACCUGUGCCUGUGCGGGGUGAUCAUGAGGGACCCCUCCUGGUGGCUGGCCGAGCAGGCUGCCCACGGCGGCCGGCGGCGGGGCGCGCUGGGUCGCGGCGGGUCCGCCCAGGACGGCUCCAGGUCGGUCGUGCACGACGGGGCGUCGGAGGCCAGCGAGCUGCUGCCCCUGGCGCCGCUGCCGCCAUUACCGCCGCUGCCACCACUGGCCGUGCCGCUGUCGCGCGUCGCCAAGAGCCUGCCCUACACGCGGCCCAUGACCAUGGCCACGCGGUCCGAGGACAACCUGGCGAGCAUGAGCGCCUGUCUGCCACGCCACGCCGUCAGCGCCCCGUCCACGCCCAGCACCCCCAUCAGCCCGAGCGGGCUGGGCAUGCCGCCGGCCCCGCUGCUGGCCUUCAACACCAUACCCGAGCUGGAGGUCCCGGAGUACGGCCUCGACGACGACGUGACGGGCCAUGUGUGCAGCACGCCGCUGCUACCCGGGCCGGCCGCCGUGCGCCCCUCGCACCUGCCCCUGGUGCCGGGCGGCUCGGUGGCGGGCGCCGUGGCGGGCGUGGUGGCCGGCGCCGUGCACAUGCCGGGACACGUGCACGGCCACGUCCACGGCCACGUGCGCCGCUGCAACUCGUCCAGCCCGUUCGGCAGCAGCCCGCUGCGCGCCGAGAGCCUGCCCUGCUUCAGGCGGAGGGUGAGCCUCAGCACGACGCCCGGCACGCCGCUGUACCCGGCGCCGGCGGCCUCGUUCGCGCUGCACCGGCGCAGGAAGUCUUCCUUCGUGCCCGGCCGCUCCUCGUGGCAGUCGUGCUGCCCGCCGCUGUUCGGCGGCAGCGGGGAAAAGGACAGCCAGGAGCGGCGCUGGUACUCGACCACGGUGGAGCUGGUCCGCGCCAUGAUGGACUUCUCCCUCUUCCUGGAGCUGCACUUCCUGCUCAUGUCCGUGGGCACGACGCUGCUCUACACGUGGUUCGUCGUGCCCUACUUCUACCUCGCCGACCACCUCAUCGAGAACGGCUACACCCAGGCGGACGCGUCCCACAUGCUCGGCGUCGUGGGAUACGCCAACACCUUCGGCAUGCUGGUGCUGGGGUGCGUCGGGGACCACCCGCGCCUCAACGUGACCAAGACGUACGCGCUGUGCCUGGCGGUCUGCGGCACCGCCACGGCUGGCAUGCUCGUGUUCACGGACCGCUACUGGCUGCUGAUGCUGUCCUGCGCCGCGUUCGGCGUCACCUUCGGCUCCACCUUCUCGUUCACGCCCACCAUCCUGGUCACGCUGGUGCCCAUGGAGCGCUUCACGAUCGCCUACGGCCUCAACCUGCUGUGCCAAGGCAUCGGUAACCUGCUCGGACCGCCCUUCGCAGGGUGGCUGUUCGACCUGACGGACUCCUGGGACUGGUCCUUCUAUAUGGCGGGCCUGUGGAUCGUGGUGGCCGGCCUGCUGACGGGCCUCAUCUCGUACACCAAGAACAGGACCCUCUUCAGCUCGCUGGCCACGGAGGUCGCCAGGGAGGCCACCAAGGCGGGCGGUGACGCGCACCCACCCCAGGACGCGAACGCUGACGGCGGCGACGAUUUCGACACCGCGCCCUGCAUGAAGGCCGCCGCCGCGGAGUCCGCGGUCACGGUGGUACCCAUCGCGACAACCAAAGACGGAGUCCAACGGUGACCAGGCUGUCUCAGGACUGCUCGACACCACAUCAUAAUCAUCACCGACCUCACACCUUAUCCGAAGUGCGCCGUGAGUGAACUGGAAAAUUUGUGUACACCACAACGUCACAGACUCCGAAGGGACAAAAGAGGCCUGCUAAGGGUUUUCAGGUUUCAACUGCUCUAUUGUGUGUCGUUGCCUUACUAUGUAUAUUUUCUUAAAAUGUUGCCAGUUAGUAUCUGUGUGUGGCGCUCGUCCGCAUUUCGUACCGUAUUUUGGUAUGGCAAUGUCUAUGAUACUCCAACCCCAACAUCUUUUCUGGCGUACGAGAUGUUGACAGUAAUAGAUGCGGUGAUAACGAUUAGAAAAUAAUUUAAUUA